UGUAUACGUUUUUCAGUGGUAUUUGUUUGAUAUUUAAAUUUUCUUUUCCUUUAAACCAGGUGAGGGUCUUAGUCGGCUCCAUACACCAGGUCUGUGCUGAGAGAAUGGCUAACUUAGUGGUAAAAAGUCAGAUUCGUGUGACCACGCAGAAUGGACCUUGCCACGUGGAGUUACUGUUAGGGGACAUUACAAAGCUCCCCCUACAGGAGAAAGUCGACAUCAUUGUGGUGUCGGCUUUUCCAGGAGAUUAUGCCGCUUCUAAAGGCACACUGAUCGGAGCUCUGCAUCAUAACCUGGGUCUUAGUGUUUGGAAACUGUCGAUGGAGAAAGAAAUGGAUCUACGGAAACACUUUCACUGCUGGUUGUCUAAGACUUUACCAGAGGACGUACCAUACAGACGAUUGGUCUGCUUCGAAAGACAGAUCACCAAAAUGAAUACUCACCCAGCUCACCUGGUUGCGGACAUGUUCAGAGGUCUGACGCCUGUCUUUAACAACCAAGAUUCUACCAUGAUCACACCACUGCUAGCUACAGGAAUGCAGGCUUUUUCUUUUUUGACCAUGAUGAGGUCAAUGGUGGAUGCUGCCUGCAGCUGGAUGAAAGCUGGCUUACCCUUACGCUGCCUCAAAAUUGUCCUCUUCUCUGAAAACACAGACAGAAUCCCAGAAGGAAUCAAAGACCUGGUCUCAUUGUUUGAAAAGUUAAAGAGCAAGUGGGAGAAAAAAGGGGUCUCUUUAAAGGCAUCCUCUGUGCAAUAUGAUAUCUAUUUGUCCUACAGUACAAUGGAUGAAGAGAGAGUGAACAUAAUCAAGAUGAUCUUGGCGAAGCGUUACAAAAGUAUCAAAGUGUUUUCUGAUAAACAAGAGAUGUGGGCUGAACAAGCUUGGCAGGAAGCCAUGUAUGAGAAAAUGACAGCUUGCAAAAGAAUUGUGGCCCUUUUGACGCCGGCUUAUUUGGAGUCUCCUAACUGUUUGGAGCAGUUUAACAUUGCGUUGUGUUGUACUCGCCUCCAGUCUCUCAUACUACUCACCCCGCUUUAUUUGGAGAAUGUGUCGUCCAUGCCUGUGUACAUGCAGCUCGUCCAGUACAUUGACUGCAGGGCAAACCCUCCGGAGUGGCCUAUAGAGAAGCUGUUGAGCCAGGCGUGCGAGUCUAUCACCCAGUCCAUCACUCAGACGAGCUCAGAGACACAGCCACACCUGCCUAGCACUCUGGUCACCUAUGAUGUCUUCAUUUCCUACUCUCACCAGACUCCAGAUGAAGCUGAACAGUUUCGUGACUACCUACAGACACAUUCUCCAUCCACAAAGGUGUUCUUUGAUAGAAGUGGAUUAGUGGCGGGUAUGAGCUGGCAGAAGACCUUAUACGGUGUACUGGACAAUGUCAGGUGUGUCCUGGCUUUUGUGACCACCCCUUAUCUCCAGUCAGCUGUGUGUCAAGAGGAAUACAACAUUUCAUUGGCAAGGGCGAUGUCGCAGGAUGACAACAUGUUGUUCUUACCAGUGUGUGUGGAUGAUGACCUAGAGCAGAUUUCUCUGCCAUUUUGUGGUGUUAAGAUGCUGGAUGGGCGUGGGAAGAAAUACACAGCCUUGAUUCCGGAUUUGAGCCGAGAUCUUGUUACCUGGUUAGAAAGGGGUGACCAAAGUCCUUUGUUUCCAUCUCCAGAGAAAAUAUUGGAUGUAUCUGUCGUCACAGAGGAAUUCCGAAAGAUGGAACUAAAACGCCAUUUUGACAUGACAAAGAAAACUUUACAGAAGAAAUCGUUUAAUCUUGAUGGAAUUGCCCAAGGUACAGAGCAGGAUGGGAUAGGCUGUGAUGUCCACUUCUGUUACUCUCAAGAUGACACCCGAUUGGCCGCAGUGCUAAGUCAGAUGAUAUCUGACAUCAUCCCAGACGUAACUGUUAGUUUUGGUGCUGGGACACCUCAGGAACGUUUUCAGAAGCUGGACACAGCUGGACGCAUCGUUGUUUUCAUCAGUCCGGCACUGCUCUUAUCCCCUCAGCUAGUGGACGAGCUUCACAUGGCUUUGUGCCGUCACAGGGUGGCCACCAAAGGGCCUCUCAUCUACACCGUGCAAACUGGCCCCCUCGACCCCAAACCUGUGUUUUUACAUCUCUUACAUUAUAACCUCAGCUUACAUGACAAGAUGUGGCAAGAAUUAGCUGCAAAAACUCAGGUGCUUGACAGUCACCGCACUGUGGUGAUCAGAGGUGGGCUCCGGGGCUCCUACAGUUGCUCACAUAUGGAAACUGUAGGCUUGCGAAAAGCUUGUCUUGACUUAGCAGAAGAAAUUCUACAUCAAAGAUCUGGCAAGAAAACUUCUUCAGUAUCCCAGAAUGGAAAUCUCUUGAAUGUUAUUCAGGUGGAUUUACAACAAAGUCUCCAACCAGAUAGAGAGACUUGUCCUUUGACUGAGGCCUUGUGGAAUUGCACACCAGAGCUGAAACAAACAACAGAUGUCGAGGACCGGAAAUCCAAAGAUGAAUCUGACAGAAAAAAAUCUGAUGUCAACUCAGAACGUCCAUGUGUGGAAUCAUCGACCAAACAUGGGCCGGAAAAUGAGCAACUCUCAAACUGUAGGCCUAUUAAACAUUGACAAGGGGCAAAUAAGCGAUGAACCAUCCAUGACAAGAGACACAGUUCCAGCUCAGGGAGAGGACAUAAACAGUGAUAUCUGCUGGAAAAAAAAGUUCAUAUUCCUGUGUGUUGGUUUAGUACGUGGAUUAAUAUGCAGCUGUGGGGUUAGAGUUUUGAUGAAAAGAAUGGCGUUCCAGUGUAAAAUGGCACCGCUCCUAUACGGAACUGUAGGGUUUACUUACCUUUUCUUAUCUUUUAACGUAGCAUUAUUGGUAUUUAGGUUAAACUACCAACAGAUUCUUGUUAUUUUUGCAGUACAUGUAUUUGACAAGCAAACCCAUCCAAGAACAUAAUUUGUAAGAAUAAUCAAAUCUUGUGUACGUAGUUUUCCAAAUUGUAUAUACCACCACGUGUUAAAAUUGACAGAUUGAUCCUACCGUUCCAUAAAACGAUGAUGUGACGUCACAAAGGAACGUCACUCUGUUGCAGUAAGGUCGCAUCUCGAAAUGUGCAUGUUCACCACAGUGCCAACCCGAGUGCCUCAUUGUCUGGGUCACUUGUGAAGCUUAAGUGAAAACAUAACUAAGUUAACAAUUAGUAUGACCACUUGCCAAGGCAUUACUAGUAGAAUGCACGUAUCUCUGAUUUGCAUGUACCUUGAAUAUCAGUAGUGACACAUAUUAGCAUGGUGCAGGGGAAAUAGAACCUACAAGUGUCAUUGGGUCAAGUGUCCAAUUAGGAGCGUGUCCAAUAAAGUUGGGCUGAAAGAGGCCCUCUCAAAAGCCAUUCCAUCCAUUGACAAUCCCCACCUGUACCCACCCUAUUCUCUGCUGCCAUAAUUGUACAUUCACAGAAUCUCAUGUGUUUAAUGUACAGUAAGUGUUGUUAGAAUUCUCAGUGGAAUUAUUCCUUUGCAAAAGUCUUGCAGAUAUGUCACCUAGAGCACCUUGUUCUUGUUCCUAAACGGUGAUAACUCUUUGAUAUUACAUUUCGUGAGUGCAUGUAAUAAGGGGCCACCUUUGGCUGCGUAACAUACAAAUACGGGUAAAUUUUGUUGAUUAUAAUUCUUUUGUUCAUUAUAAUACAUUAAACAUGUGUAGCCAAUUAGUGCUAAAAGUGAACAGUUCAGUCAUUUUC
Molecule: messenger RNA, 3715 nt
Organism: Liolophura sinensis
Lineage: Eukaryota; Metazoa; Mollusca; Polyplacophora; Chitonida; Chitonidae
Exons: 14
Coding region: 105-2597 (830 amino acids)
Biological process (GO): signal transduction
Source: RefSeq, a predicted model, not a curated record